Fundulus heteroclitus (mummichog) is the source of this 2508-nucleotide messenger RNA. Its product is annotated as synembryn-A. Gene Ontology annotation, molecular function: G-protein alpha-subunit binding; guanyl-nucleotide exchange factor activity. Gene Ontology annotation, cellular component: cytoplasm; plasma membrane. NCBI's taxonomy places the organism in Eukaryota, Metazoa, Chordata, Actinopteri, Cyprinodontiformes, Fundulidae. The transcript is spliced from 14 exons. The record is from RefSeq and is a predicted model, not a curated record. Bases 347 to 2401 code for a protein of 684 amino acids. Gene Ontology annotation, biological process: G protein-coupled receptor signaling pathway.
AGCCUCUGCUGGGCAGCAGAAGUAAACUUUCAGUUAAAUCUGAGCAGCACAUGCAUGGGAACCCUCCAACAGGUUGAAAGGUCAACACAGGGAGAUAUAAGCUUAGAGUCCAUUAGUGGAUUAUAACCAUAAACACUCGGCGGCUCCUGCAUCUCCCUUGGAUUAAAGAGAGAGAGGAACACAGAGAGAGACACUGACAGAGACAGGAAAGCAGCCGAACUGAAGUAAAAUCGAGGACACGUACGCGGAGGGAGACACACCUGAGCCGAAGGAGAGCUGAAGGAUCCGCCGUCGGUCUAAACUCUGAGAUUUAAGGCGUUCCUGGAAGCUGCUCACGGCAGGAAGCAUGGACGUCGACAUCGAGGGGAUUAUCCAGUGCAUCAAGCAGGGGGACGAGAACGGAGUUCAGAUGCAGCUGCAGCAGUUCAACAAAGAGUACGGCCAGUGCUUCUUCUUUGAUGCAGACGACAGGGAGAGAAGGAGGCAAAGAAAACUAGAGGAGUUCAGGAAGAGCAAGGUGAGGGACUACACCAACUCUGACUCUGACAACGAUGACUUUGAGCAGGAAGAUCGAGGCCUCAUCCUCAGACAGAAUUUAGCCGUCGUCAUUGUGAGGUUCAUGAGAUCGGGAGUCAAGCGCAGUCUGCAGACGGUCUCCCUGCACUCGCUAAGGAUCCUGACCAGGGACAAAAAGAUCCUGGGCCAUCUGGUGACCGACAGCACUCUGCUGACUCUGGCCAAGCUGGCCGGCCUGACCGCAGACGACGCCGGCGAGGAAGCCAACGACCCUGACUCUGAUUUCUACGACAACAUCAUUGCCUCCCUGGCUGAGGCCAAGCUGCUGCAGGGGCGUGCUGAAGAGGACGGGGGCGAGGGCGAGGCCGUGCACCCGAAUGAGGAGCUCUCGGUCGUGGACGAGGACUCCAGGAGCGACGAGCUGGACAGCGACAGCUGGUUCGGCAGCCACAGGACCAGCAUCAACGAAAUGCACAAAGGGAGCAUCCGUCAGAAGGCGCUGGAGCGAGGGAGGAGAGACCGCAGGGAGAGCAAGAUGGAGGGGGAAGGAGAGGAGGGGGAGCAGGGCGAAGAGGGGCUGAGAAAGGAGGCCCUGAAGGUUCUGUGUAACAUGGUGUACAACAGCACCUGGGCUCAGGAGAGGUUCAGCGCUCUCAGGCUUCUGGAGGGUCUCACUGAGCGUCUGUCCUCCGGCGUGAACUGGUCGUCUUCCUCCAGCAUUCAGUUCUACGAGCUGCGCCUCAUGUUCCUCAUCACCGCGCUGAGACCCGAGCUCAGCGCUCAGCUCAAGCAGGAGGGCGGCGUCCCCAUCCUCACAGCGGCCCUGGAGAGCUGCCUGGAGGUCCAGUGGAAGGAACCGUACGAGUGCGUCCUGGAGCCCGCGGCGCCACCCAUCUCCCUGGAAGCCUCGCAGCGCGUCAUGGAGAUCCUGAAAAUCCUCUUCAACAUCACCUACAGCACCCACAAGCAGGAGCCGAGUGAGGAGGACGCAGCUCUUUACCGACACCUGGUGGCCAUUCUGCGUCUCUGCCUGAUGAGGAAAUGCACGCUGCCUGAGGACAAUGACGAGCUACAGGGGCACACAGUGAACCUGCUGACGGCGCUCCCUCUCCAGUGUCUGAACGUGCUGCUCACGGUGCCUCUGCAGCCAGAAUCAGAGCAAAGUCUGGGAGUCAACAUGGACUGUGUCCACACACUGCUGAAGUUCAUGGAGAGGCGCCUGGAGGCGGGAGACAGAGUCAAAGAAAAGCUGACGCCAAUCCUCAAUCUGCUGACAGAGAGCUGCAGGGUCCACCGAGAAACACGGCUGUAUAUCAGGAAACAUAUCCUUCCUCCUCUGAAAGAUGUGUCACACAGACCAGAGGAAGGGGACACCAUCAAGAGUCGCCUGGUUCGUCUCAUGACGCAUUUGGACACAGACCUGAAACACUGUGCAGCCGACCUCCUCUUCGUCCUCUGCAAGGAAAAUGUGCGCCGUUUUGUUAAAUACACCGGUUACGGUAACGCAGCGGGUCUGCUGGCCACCAGGGGGCUGCUGGGCGGCCAGGGGUCCAGGAGCUCCACCUCUGAAGCCCAGUACUCCAGCGACUCGGACUCGGACACCGAGGAGUACCGUCAGGUCAAGGACCGCGUCAACCCGGUGACGGGGCGGGUGGAGGUGGAGCAGCCGAACCCCAUGGAGGGCAUGACGGAGGAGGAGAAGGAGGAGGAGGCCAGGAGGCUGAUCAUGCUCUUCAACAAGCUAUCCAAAGAUAACAUCGUCCAGCCGAUGGGAGUGGAUGAGGAGGGGAAGCUUGUCCCGAUGAGGGGUCUGGAGGAAAAUCCCCUCGCAGAGGAGGCAAAGUCCGAGUCAGACAACGAGGCAGAAUCGGAAAAAGACGACUGAAACAUGUCAAAUCAGUUAAUUUACUUUAUUGAUUUGUUUUUGUAAACACCCCAUUAAUUAAGUUGGGUUGGUACAUAAUUGGAUGCUCUGGUUGGAAACCAACAGAG